AUUUCCUUGUCAAUCUUCUCAUGGAUUGAUUAAUCCAUCCAUUAACAUUUUGAUCCACAUAUUUCCUUGUCAAUCAUAUUUGUCUGUGUACUAGUCAAGUCUUUGGACGUGCUGUGAGUUUGCAUAUGUGAUUGAAAAUUAAGCGGAGACCUAUAACCUCUCUGAAUUAGUAGCGUGUGUAUAUAUAUUGAACUAUCUCCAGCUAGUUCCUCUUGUAACUCUCCUCAGUGAACAAUUCCACAUACUUUGCAUAUCCAUUAUUAAAACAAUGGAGAGAGUUACUUGGUUCUUCCGGAUAUACUUGAUCUGUUGUGAGGUGGCUAGCUGCGUAACUAUGGCAGCACAAACCAACCUUAACAUCACCACAGACCAGUUUGCUCUUCUUGCUCUCAAAGCCCGUAUCACCAAUGACCCUCAAAACAUAGUCUUCACCAACUGGUCAACCACAACCCCUGUUUGUAACUGGGUUGGAGUCACUUGUGGUGCACGCCAUCAUCGAAUCGCAGAGUUGAACGUAUCUUACUUUGGUCUCACAGGCACCAUUCCUCCAGAGCUAGGCAACUUAUCUUUUCUUGUUGUUCUGGACUUCAAAAAUAAUAGUUUUCACGGUAUCUUGCCUCAAGAAUUGGCUUGCCUGCGUCGGUUGAAGUUUAUAAGAUUGGGAAACAACAAGUUCAUGGGAGUCAUUCCAUCAUGGUUUGGCUCCUUAUUCAAACUUCAAGUAUUCGAUUUGUCUGGUAAUCAAUUUUCAGGUUCCAUACCAGCUACAAUCUUCAACUUAUCUGCUCUGCAAAGAAUUAAUCUUAGUUAUAACCAACUCUCAGGUAGAAUAUCCAGAGAAAUGGGGAACCUAACAAUGUUGAAGGAGAUCUACCUUGAUAGUAAUAAUUUUGAAGUUGGAAUGUGUGUUGAUUUUUCAGAAAUUCCAAAUGAGAUCGGCACUUUGAAUCAUCUGGAAAAAUUGUCUGUGCAACAGAAUUCCUUAAAAGGGCCCAUCCCUAUGACUAUCUUCAACAUGUCAUCUUUGACUAUUGUAACUUUCUAUGGUAAUAAUUUGAAUGGUAGAAUUCCGGACAAUAUUUGUCAAAAUCUUUCAAAUAUUCAAUGGUUGAAUUUGGGUGCCAAUCAAUUUAAUGGUCCACUUCCUUCCAUAUUUGGGCAAUGCAAACAACUUCUUCGAUUAGACUUGGGGGCUAAUAGCUUGACAGGUAGAAUAUCCAGAGAAAUCGGAAACCUAACAAUGUUGAAGGAGAUCGAGCUUGGUAGUAAUAAUUUUGAAGGUCCUAUACCAUAUGAGAUUGGUUAUCUUCCUAAUUUAGAGAAAUUGUGGCUUGGUCAAAAUAAUCUAAACGGCCAUAUCCCAUCCUCAAUCUUCAAUAUGUCCACAAUAACAGGAUUAUAUCUCGGCCUCAAUCAGCUUUCAGGCAGCCUCCCAGCAGACAUAGGCCUUGCGCUUCCAAAACUAGAAAAGUUUGGAGUAGGAAUGAAUCUCCUCAGUGGAGUAAUCCCCAAAUCCAUCUCCAAUGCUUCUAAGCUUCGGAUUCUAGACCUGGGAAGUAACUCUUUUUCUGGAUUUAUUCCAAGCACUCUGUGCCUCUUGACAAACCUUGAAGUGCUCAGUUUCCGCAUCAAUAAUUUGACCAUUGAUACCUCUACUCCAGAAGUUAAUAUUUUUUCUUGUCUGCCAAAUCUUAGAAAUUUGAGGAUUUUAGCCUUCUCAGGCAAUCCAUUAAAUACCGAGCUUUCGAUUUCCUUCAGUAAUUUCUCUGCAUCACUUCAAAAUCUUUAUUUAGCAAAUUGCAGCUUGAGAGGUAACAUCCCCAGUGAUAUUGGGAAUUUGAGUAGCUUGAUAGUUUUAGGCCUUCAAUUCAAUCAACUGAGUGGGCCAAUUCCAAGCUCAAUGGGAAGACUACAUAAUCUUCAAGGCGUGAGUAUGUUUGAUAACACAUUGCAAGGAUACAUUCUAGAUGAGCUUUGUCAACUAGAAAAGUUAUUUGGAUUGUACUUGGGUGGGAAUCAACUCUCUGGUUCUGUACCUUCCUGCAUGGGUAAUCUAACAGCAUCUCUAAGACUUCUAUACUUGGAGUCCAAUUUGUUGAAUUCCACAAUACCAUCUGCCUUGUGGGGACUUACAGAUAUCUUGGAACUAGACUUGUCAUCCAAUUCUCUAAUUGGACCUCUAUCAGGUGGUGUUGGUAAUUUGAAAGUUGCUACAUACAUAGAUGUAUCAUACAACCAAUUAUUUGGGAGUGUACCAAGUAGCAUUGGGAGUUUAGUGAGUUUGGUAAGUCUGUCCUUAGCACAUAACAAUCUAGAAGGCCCUAUUCCUAGUUCCUUUGCCACAUGCUUAGGCUUAGAAAAAUUGGAUUUAUCUGGAAAUAGUUUCACUGGAGUGAUUCCAAAGUCUCUAGAAGCACUCUCAUAUCUCAAGCAUCUGAAUUUGUCUUUCAACAAACUCCAAGGAGAAAUUCCAAGCGGCGGUCCUUUCAAAAACUUCUCUGCUGAAUCAUUUGUUUCAAACCAUGGACUCUGUGGUGGAUCCCAAUUUCAAGUUCCACCAUGCAAAAGAAAAACUAGCAUAUCUAUCUUGAAGUAUGUUAUUCCGGGGAUCUUGUCAGCAAUGCUUCUUGCGACCUCCAUUAUUUGGAUGUUGAUGUUACGUAGAAAAAAGAAUGAAACAGCUGCAGCACAUAUUAUCUUGAUGCCUCAAGUUUUACGCAGAAGGGUUUCAUACCAAGAGCUCCUAUGUGCGACAGAUGGAUUCAAUGAAAGCAACUUACUUGGUAUUGGGGCUUUUGGCUCAGUAUAUAAAGGAACAUUUCCAGAUGAGAUAGAUGUUGCAAUAAAGGUUUUCAAUUUGGAUUUAGAAGGGGCAUUUGCAAGUUUUGAGGUUGAGUGUGAAAUGCUAAGUAAUGUUCGUCACAGAAAUCUUGUCAAAGUCAUCAGUUGUUGUAGUCAAAUUGAUUUCAAAGGUCUUGUAUUGAAUUACAUGCCUAAUGGGAGCCUUGAGAAGUGGUUGCAUUCUCAGAAUUCUUCUUUGGACUUGGUGCAGAGGUUGGAUAUAAUGAUAGAUGUUGCAUCGGCAUUGGAGUACCUUCACCAUGAUUGUGAAGUACCUAUUGUCCAUUGCGAUUUGAAGCCUAGUAACAUCUUACUAGAUAAUGAUAUGGUUGCACAUGUUGCUGAUUUUGGUAUUGCAAAACUCUUGGGUGGAGGAGAUUCUAUGACUCAAACCAUGACCCUAGCCACAAUUGGGUAUAUUGCUCCAGAGUAUGGAAUGGAAGGAAUAGUGACCAGAAGAGGGGAUGUGUAUAGUUUCGGUAUUGUAGUGAUGGAAACAUUUACAAGAAGGAAACCAACUGAUGAGAUCUUCAUUGGGGAAAUGAGAUUAAGUCAAUGGGUUGCGAAUCACCUAGUUGCAAAUGCGAUAGUUGAUGUUGUGGAUGCUACUUUACUUGGAACCGAGGAGGAUCAUGAGUUCGUGAGCAAGAGGGAGUGCUUAUCAUCUAUUAUGAGAUUAGCUGUUGCUUGUUCAGCAGAAUCACCGGAAGAGAGGAUAAACAUGCAAGAGGUUGUAGCCAUGCUUUAAACAAUCAAGAUCAAGUUUUCAAAGCAAACUGCAACAGGAGGUGUGGUGUUGAACUGUCGUCCUGUUUUGGUAACCCUUUAAUGUGUCGAUAUAUCUUGGCUUGCCAUUUGAUUAUGUACCUAAUUACGUAAUUGUAUGAUAGUAUGGUUCCGACUCAUGUUUGGUUGGUAAGUUACUCCUCUGCAUUCAAAAAUAACUUCCAUCUAGCUCCUUGCAGUUUUGUAGUUUCUGUGUUUUUCUGCUUUGAGGCUAGCUGGUUAAAUAAACUAAAGCACCACUAUUUUCUCAAUUUUUUCUAUCUUUAAGUUCUCAAAGUACUCAUCAUGGUACAGUAUAAAACUAUCUUGAAUCCUUUGAAGUUUUAGAAGAUUGUGGAUGCACUAAUUUUGAUAAUUUUUUUUCCUGGUGGAGGACUGCAUGCACUUAAGUUGAAUGAGAUGAAAACGUAUAUAUGUACGAAACUGAGUUCACUUCAAGGGCCGAUGCACAUCCUUCUCUCAUCUGUUCAAAUCAUGUCUAUAAGAAAUUGUUCAGAAUUGGAGUCAUUUCUGCAUGCGGGAUUGCCUUAAAUUUAAAAUUGCUUGGUAUUCUAUAUUACAGAAGACUGAUUGCAAAUUGAAUGAAGUGUGUUCUAGAAAGCCUCACAUCUCAGAGAUGCUUGAUAAUCGGCUUCAGUGUGUGAAGAAGUAGUCUCAUUUAGUUGUCUGACACCUGUUGUCUCUUAAAAACCUGACACUGAUUCGUUGCUCUAAGCUCCAGUACUUGCCGGUUGCAAAACUUGUGAAUAUCCUUUGCUAGACCAAUGGUACGUACCAGAAAGAGCUUCUAAUGUUGCUUCUUUUACUGUCUGUGCUUCUAAAUUUAAUUCUAGUAGUAAAUUUAAAAGUGCUUACAUGCCUGUACCUUUGAAUUGUUUCUAGGUGCUUGCUGCAAUUGAGUCCUAGCUAGCUAGCUUAGCUUCUACAUUCUUUGUCCUUGUUUUAUAAGAUAAUCCCACUUCUGAAAUUCGAAUCACUUUUCUAUUGCUGUUGGACUAGGUUGGUCAGUUUUCUUUUCCUUUUGUGUGCUUUUGAUGGUCCUGACUGAAUCUGUAGUGGAAUUAGCUAUUUUCUCUUUUUACCAAUAUUUCCCACUUCCCUGUUUCGUCAUAAGGUAACUUUUGCUUUGUUAUUCAAUUUCUUUGAGUCCACAUACUUAAUAUUUAGUCAUUCAAAUUUUGAUAGGUUUUUCCAGUGUUGAUUUUAAGGUUUUUCAUUAGUACCAUAGUUAUUUCUCAAUUGCUAUCCAAGUUUGAGUCUCUCAAUAGUUGGUCAUAUAUAACAGCCGGUGAAACCUUCAUAUUGCAAAUGUCUCUGAACAGCAGGCAUCAUCAACCUCAAUAUGCUACUCUGAUAUUAUCUCUGGUUUUCCAUUUCAUCCAACCCUAUUAUGUAAUCCAUUUCUGAAAUUGAUGUUUCACUUCUGGCAUGUUAAUCUGGCUUUUUUCGUCUUCUUUGCAAAACUGGUUUAUCUUUUGUCUCUUAUUGCUUCCUGAUACCCUACAUGUAAGACUUGACCAAUAUCCUCUUUCAUGUGUCUUUUGACUCUUUGCUGUGUCUUUGCUG
This is a messenger RNA of Rosa chinensis, 5193 nucleotides long. Its product is annotated as LRR receptor-like serine/threonine-protein kinase EFR. Gene Ontology annotation, molecular function: ATP binding; receptor serine/threonine kinase binding; protein kinase activity. The coding region runs from base 269 to 3589 and encodes 1106 amino acids. Lineage: Eukaryota; Viridiplantae; Streptophyta; Magnoliopsida; Rosales; Rosaceae. Gene Ontology annotation, biological process: protein phosphorylation. The record is from RefSeq and is a predicted model, not a curated record. The transcript has 6 exons.